AUGGGAGCUGGAGCAAGUACUCCUGUGGCAGAGCCACCUGCAACAUGCCCAGUUGAUCACAAGACCCGUGAGAUUUGGCUGCAGCAAAAUGGCAAAUCACCGCAUCCCUCGGAAUCCGAGGACCGACAGGCGCCUGCAGGUCAGGGACAAACACGCGCUAAAUCGCAACGACCACUAUCAACGGACCGAGAAGUGAGCACGAUACCCCGAGCUGGUGAUUUUAGUGCCGACAGCGCCUGUCCUGAGGCCAAGAAGGGAGCAUCAUCUCCAUAUGCUGCUUCGCACGGCAGCCCGUCCAAUGCCGAAACCGAGACCGGCCGUGACGAAGCUACCGGCAACUGGAUCUACCCAUCUGAAAAACAAUUCUUCGAAGCAUUGAUGCGCAAGGGUAACACCCCCGGGUCUACCGAAACCGCCUCAGAACUUGCGACCUCCGUCGCCUCGAUCAUUCCAAUUCACAACGCCGUCAAUGAGCGCGCAUGGAACCAGAUCCUCGAAUGGGAGAAAAAAGGCCCCUCAGCAGACCCAGGCAGCACAAAAUGUGGAGGACCCAAAUUAUAUUCCUUCCGCGGCUUGGGUGUCGAUCCACAAUACCUCAGUCCGCGUGCGCGGAUCAAUGGGUGGCUUGGCUACCAGCAUCCAUUUGAUCGCCAUGACUGGGUCGUUGAACGAUGUGGAGGCGAGAAGAUCGAGUAUGUGAUCGACUUUUACCAAGGGAAGCCAACAGGAAACAGUGGAAACUCCGGUCUAGCAGGCAAUGCCGGUCCCGGGAAGCUCAGUUUCUUCCUUGAUGUUCGGCCUAAGUUGAACAGUUAUGAGGGCUGGAGGUUGAGGUUCAACCGAUUCACUGGUCUAUGA
Penicillium antarcticum is the source of this 858-nucleotide messenger RNA. RefSeq names its product cytochrome c1 heme lyase CYT2. The record is from RefSeq and is a predicted model, not a curated record. Gene Ontology annotation, molecular function: holocytochrome-c synthase activity. Gene Ontology annotation, cellular component: mitochondrion. Gene Ontology annotation, biological process: cytochrome c-heme linkage. NCBI's taxonomy places the organism in Eukaryota, Fungi, Ascomycota, Eurotiomycetes, Eurotiales, Aspergillaceae. The transcript has a single exon. The coding region runs from base 1 to 858 and encodes 285 amino acids.